UUGCUGGCAUAUUGCUGAGCGCGGCGUUAAACAACAACAAAAGCACAAAUCAUAUAUAUUUUGUUUUCCAGACGACUCGCAAUGACGACAAACCGAGCACCGGCAGAGCACCUGAACUACGGGGACCAAGAGCAGGGGGACAUCGUCAUGAUCGAUGUCCUGGUCCCCAAGAAUGGUUCCAAGGUUGACACCUACUACAGUGGCUUGAACUGGAACGGUGGUCGUGACGGAGGUGGAUACUGUGGCAUCCAGGACCACGGACCCAAAGGGAAGACCUACAUCUUCUCCAUGUGGGACCCAAAGACGGCAACCACGGAGAAGAUCACGGCCUCCUACCAGGGUCUUUGGACCAAAUCCCACUACUUUGGCCACGAAGGAAACGGGCUCCAUUCCGACAACACCAGUCUGGGAUGGGACCCUGAUGUGUGGUUCACACUGGCGGUACGGCGCUGGGACGUACUCAAACACAGUCACUUUGGGUACUGGGUCCAGAACCAGGCUAGCGGUGUCUGGACCCAUCUGGUGUCCUUCGACUACCCAAUUGCAGAUGUGACGUUCAUGAGCAGCACGUCGUCCUUCAUGGAGAACUACUCUGGAGGAGGUGACGGAAGUCUGCUGAGACAGGUCCACUAUGGUCAUGGGUACAAGCGACGUCUGGACAAGACAUGGAUCCCUUUUGACCAGGCCAACUUCUCCGUCAACCAGGGAGCCCAGACGGCCCAUUGGAACCACAACUACAACGCUGGAUCUAAGGCUGACUAUUUCUUCCUGGAGCUGGGUCAGUCCAUCCACCCUGACCCAGGGGUCGGGACCCGCCACAGCUUCAAACUAGCCACCGCUAUGCCACCAAAGCCUACCAAGCCUGCUAUCACGUUCACCAUUAGGAAGGCUACGCAUGACGUGGUGGAGUGGCACGUCCCUGACACGUCAACGCCGCAGUUCAGCUACACCGUCGACGUUGAUGGUAAACAUGUCGCCUCUGGGGUCGAUCCGGAGAAGAGGAGUCUUGACAUGAACCGCGUACAGGGGAACAAGGUCACGGUGACACUGGAGGAUCUUUUUUGGCGAGACCGUGUCUGUGUCAAAAGUGAUAAGUUAAGUAAAAGCGUGAUGGAAGAUUUGCCUGUUCUUUAUUACAUCACAACACGGGCAAAGAGAGCAACCAUGAACAGUUAUAAAGCAAGAUGUAUUUCCCCUGUAUAGAGGAAGAUAGGCGUUUGUGUUUUAGUGAAGAAUUACUAUAAUAUAAUAAUUUUCAUAGUCUUUUCUUAUUAACCAAUUGAUUGAUGAUUUUACCACUGCUAAUUAGUUACCUCAUUAUGCAGAUAUCGAAGAAAUACUGUUACUCAGUAUUGUUAACCAAUUAACGUAAGGUUUUACCACUGCUAUAUUACGGACAUGUAGUUACCUGUUAUUUAAACUUGUCCGACGCAUUAAAGUAUCCAUCUCCAUUUGUUAGCCAAUACACUACGUGUGGCCCAUGUUUGAUAAGUUGAAUGGUGACCCUACAUGUAUAUUGUGUCCAGAUAGAUCAGCUACUUUCAUGUGUUCCCUAAUUCUUUGCUAUGAGUAUAUCUUACCACACUUUCACUUACUCUGGUCCCGAUUCUGUCACCGUAAAGAUGAUGUAUCAUGUCUUAUGUGCAACACAACGUGUGUUAAUCAUAAAUGAGGAAAUAAAUGGUGGAAUGUU
Messenger RNA from Haliotis rubra (blacklip abalone), 1693 nucleotides. RefSeq lists its product as uncharacterized. NCBI's taxonomy places the organism in Eukaryota, Metazoa, Mollusca, Gastropoda, Lepetellida, Haliotidae. The transcript has 2 exons. The record is from RefSeq and is a predicted model, not a curated record. The coding region runs from base 82 to 1203 and encodes 373 amino acids.